Messenger RNA from Puccinia graminis f. sp. tritici CRL 75-36-700-3, 414 nucleotides. RefSeq lists its product as uncharacterized. NCBI's taxonomy places the organism in Eukaryota, Fungi, Basidiomycota, Pucciniomycetes, Pucciniales, Pucciniaceae. Bases 1 to 414 code for a protein of 137 amino acids. The record is from RefSeq and is a predicted model, not a curated record. The transcript has a single exon.
AUGAAUCUCAAGAUCUUUAUACUUGGAAUUCCAAUAGCCCUCAUCCCAGCUUUCCUGGCUGGUCCCAGUAAGAUCCCAUGUGAAGCUUGCAAAAAGAAAAUACCUGGUGCAGUACAGAUCAUGGACAGACAAGGACGCCCUGAGAAAGAUGACUGUGGUGAACAAUUGGCAGAAGGUGUCUUGUGUAAAGCCCAACGUAUAAAGUACUACUAUAGAUGUAAAGACACCAAUUGCCAAGCAUUAACCGUCAAAAACAAGCAAUGUGUGUAUGAGCAAAGGGAUCCCUGUGACCAUGAGAACAGAUGGGUGUUUGAACCUCCAAUAACUGCCAAUCCUGAAUCCUCCUCUUCAGAAAUAGUUAUACCCUCUGAGGACAUCAAUGGCUACACGUAUUACCACUUCAACCUAAAGUGA